Molecule: messenger RNA, 4482 nt
Organism: Galeopterus variegatus (Sunda flying lemur)
Lineage: Eukaryota; Metazoa; Chordata; Mammalia; Dermoptera; Cynocephalidae
Gene: LMNB2
Product: lamin B2
Source: RefSeq, a predicted model, not a curated record
AUGCCCAGCCGCGCGGGCGGGCCCGCCAUGCCGCUGUCGCCCACGCGCCUGUCGCGGCUGCAGGAGAAGGAGGAGCUGCGGGAGCUCAACGACCGCCUGGCGCACUACAUCGACCGCGUCCGCGCGCUCGAGCUCGAGAACGACCGGCUGCUGCUCCGCAUCUCCGAGAAGGAGGAGGUGACCACGCGCGAGGUGAGCGGCAUCAAGGCGCUGUAUGAGUCAGAGUUGGCAGAUGCCCGGAGAGUGCUGGACGAGACGGCCCGAGAGCGCGCCCAGCUGCAGAUUGAGAUGGGGAAACUGAAAGCCGAGCUGGAGGAGGCCAGCAAGAGCGCCAGGAAGAGGCAGGGUGAGCUCACAGUGGCCCAGGGCCGUGUGAAGGACCUGGAGUCGCUGUUCCACCGGAGUGAGGCGGAGCUGGCCGCUGCCCUCAGUGACAAGCGUGGCCUAGAGAAUGACGUGGCAGAGCUGCGGACCCAGCUGGCCAAGGCAGAGGACGGUCACGCAGUGGCCAAAAAGCAGCUGGAGAAGGAGACGUUGAUGCGCGUAGACCUGGAGAACCGCUGCCAGAGCCUGCAGGAGGAGCUCGACUUCCGGAAGAACGUGUUUGAGGAGGAGGUGCGGGAGACACGGCGGCGGCAUGAGCGCCGCCUGGUGGAGGUGGACAGCAGCCGGCAGCAGGAGUAUGACUUCAAGAUGGCCCAGGCGCUGGAGGAGCUGCGCAGCCAGCACGACGAGCAAGUGCGGCUCUACCGGCUGGAGCUGGAGCAGACGUACCAGGCCAAGCUGGACAGCGCCCGGCUGAGCUCCGACCAGAACGACAAGGCCGCCAGCGCCGCGCGGGAGGAGCUGAAGGAGGCCCGCAUGCGCCUCGAGGCCCUCAGCUACCAGCUCUCUGGCCUCCAGAAGCAGGCAAGUGCUGCCGAGGACCGGAUCCGGGAACUGGAGGACACGAUGGCGGGAGAGCGGGACAAGUUCCGGAAGCUGCUGGACGCCAAGGAGCAGGAGAUGGUGGAGAUGCGGGAUGUAAUGCAGCAGCAGUUGGCCGAGUACCAGGAGCUGCUGGACGUCAAGCUGGCCCUGGACAUGGAGAUCAGCGCCUACCGCAAGCUCCUGGAGGGCGAGGAGGAGAGGCUGAAGUUGUCCCCCAGCCCGUCCUCACGCAUCACCAUCUCGCGGGCCACCUCGAGCAGCAGUGGUAGCAGCGUGUCAAUAGCCACACGCUCGGGCCGCAGCAAGCGCAAGAGGCUGGAGGCCGAGGAGCCGGGGCAGCGGCUCGAGCGGGUUGGGCACGGGCAGCAGCGGCAGCAGCAGCAGCAGCUUCCACCUGGCACAGCAGGCCUCGGCCUCGGGCAGCGUCAGAUCGAGGAGAUCGACCUGGAUGGCAAGUUUGUGCGGCUGAAGAACAACUCAGACAAGGAUCAGUCUCUGGGAAACUGGAGGAUCAAGAGGCAGAUUGUGGAGGGGGACGAGAUUGCCUACAAGUUCACGCCCAAGUACGUCCUGCGGGCUGGCCAGACGGUCACGGUAUGGGCAGCUGGUGCAGGGGUGGCUCACAGCCCCCCCUCAACGCUCGUGUGGAAGAGCCAGAACAGCUGGGGCAUGGGGGAGAGCUACCGCACCAUCCUGGUCAAUGCUGAUGGAGAGGAAGUGGCCAUGAGGGCCGUGAAGCAGUCCUCGGUGGUACGGGAGAACGGGGAGGAAGAGGAGGAGGAAGCUGAGUUUGGCGAGGAGGACCUUUUCCACCAGCAGGGGGACCCGAGGACCACCUCGAGAGGCUGCCGCCUGAUGUGAACUCAACACUCUUCAUUCUCACAUCUUUCCUUACCCAGAGCCACUGGAAACUAUUUUUAUAUCAUUGGCUUUCUUUAGUCCUUGAUACAUUUCUAGAGAAUUUUUAAGCAAACUGCCAGAACGUGGGGGCGGGUCUCUGUCGAUCUUUCCUGUCGGUGGCUUUCCUCGGACCCUCCUUUGUCACUACUACACCACUGUCCGGGAGACUUUGGUUUUCCCUCCUAUUUCACUAUUUGGUUGAAUUUGAGGCACAGAGCCAGGAACCUGAACCCUGGAGGCUGAAAGGGACUGGGGCUUGGAGCAGGAGGACGCUUCACCGCCUGUGUCCCUCCAUCGCAGACCAGGGCCUGGAGGGACAGAGUGCGAAACUGCGUAGGAAUUCAGUAGUUGUGGGGUGUGCUUUUAAAGCUUUUUAAAACCAAAUUGAGAAUUCAGGUUCCGGCCUGGUCCCCGGGGCAGGACUUACUCUGUGGCCUGGGCUUGGAGAGUGUGCCGUGAUUCCCGUUCUGAUGGCAUGGGCGGCAGGCUGGGCGUCUCACCCUCCACUUCCUGGGCCUCGAUUCUGAAGCUUUCCACAGUUCUGUUCCUAACCGUGCAGGCCCAACAGGACAGGAGAGGAAACCUGGGAAACUGGGACAAGCCCGUUCUAUCUUGUCACCAAGGUGAAUGGGAAGGGAACAAAUGGAGGGGACACUUGAUAACCAUGAGUUUCAGAAGUUUUCUGUGUGUAACACAGCCAGUUCCUGACCCUGCAGUGGGAGAGAUUUCGGGGUGGGCCACUAGCCUCGUCCCCAUUUCCGGCUCUCAGUUCCUGGGGCUGAGUGUAGCGUAACCUCCCUGUUGCUGUCUCCUAUAUAUAUACAAGCAUAUAUCGAUAUUGUAGCUUUUAUGUAACUUUCUCGCUGAAAUCAUGUUUCUCAGACUGACAUGCCAAUGCCAAUGACCCCUUAUCUCGAUGGCUCCGAAUCCCAGUCGAGCUUCUGCUGGCCCGGCACCCCUUUCUGCAAUAGCUCACCGUUUACACCCCUCCCACAUAGAUACACAGAAGUUAUUUUUUUAAUGGAUAUUUAUUUUUUUACAUUGGUCAGUACACAGAUUGCCGGGACCCCCAUUCAGCGGCUCGCACCAGGGCCGCAAGGACGAGCUGACCAUUCUCUGAGAGGGUGGCAUGGGGGCGAGGACCUGUCUCAAAGAGCUCUGAGCCUCCCAAACAGCAAACUUCCUUCAAAAAGCGCAGGUCCAGUCUUAAGAUGCCACUUCUGAGCCACAGAUGCGUGCCCUGCUGCUCCCUGCCCACAGGGCAGCUCCCACCCUCACGCUGCAGCGUGGCUUCCCUUGGGAAUUAUUUAUGGCUGGGAGGGAAUGAGAGGCCUGAGUCCCAGGCCAGGAAAGUGCCUGUGGCUGACAAAACGAAAACACUGCUUUGGCACCUAGGACCAACCAGCUGCCCCUUGCUUUUGGAAGUCUCCUUCCUGGUGACAGUUCCCUGCAUCGUGUGUCACUCUUUCCUGUGUAAAGUGGAUCUUACCAAAGCAGUUCCUCAUGGAAGGCACAGACAGGCUACACUGCCAUUCCCAGGUCUGGCUGGCCUGCCCUGGCGACUGCCCUGACAUGUUUCCCUUGGCCAGACCUCUGAAGCCUCCUGCUCUCCCCUUCCCCAUCUUCAUAGCAGCAACCACAGGGUACUGGACCAGCAGCCUUGGUGCCAGUGAGGGCUCCAGAGGGUAGGUCCUGGUGGUCCCCAGACAUGUCACUGGGCUCAGCCACAUCCUAUGUAUUUUGGAAAUCUGGAGGAUCAAAGUUAUUUGGGUCUAUGGUUUACUCAAACUGCUUUCUAGGCCAGUCUCAGGGAAUGGGAGAAGGCCCCCCCCGCCGGCAGGUUCAGGUGUCCUGAAGUAUGUCCCCAGGCCCACAGGUCCCAGGUGCUUAGAUAGGGGUUGCUCCUGGCAGAGGCUACUCACCUCCAAGCUGGUUCUAGUCUUUGCCCCAACCCAGUGUGGACUGGGUGGCCAGCUGGUGAUUGGAGGUUGAUGAUAGUCAUUGGUAAUCAAAUAUUUGUGAACACAGUGGAAUCCAAUUUUUUAAAAAGUUGGCUGUGGCCUGGGAAACAAUCUGCACUGGUCUGAAAUAAGCUCAGCUGAUGCCUCUUAGAACAAAGUGGAAAUGAUUCCUUUGUGCACACCCAUGUCGUGUGACUCCAAGCGCAGUGUCCUUCCUAGAGGAGAGACAUUCUCUGCCUGCCCCCGGUGACGGAGGCCCGUGCUGCUGGACCACUGGGUCAGGGCUGCAGGGGGCUCCCUGGGUUGACACUAAACCCCUUCCCACUGACCCCAGGAGCCAGCAGGAGGGGAGUCUGGGGCUAACCCAGAACCUGAUCAUGCACCAGUUUUCAUGACAGUGAUGGCUUUUAACUUGGGUUUGUUUUUAAUCUACACUUAGCAGUUGUAUUUAUAUUAAAAAUCUGAGUCAGAACUGACAUUCCUCGUGGACAUGCCACUUUAGCUGUCCUCAUGUCCCUACGUCAGGCGGAGUGCACAGCACAACUUGCAGAUGGGACUGGGCUUCUACCACCCGGGCUGGUUUUUAGAUGCAUGCCAAACGUGUGGUUUUGUCUGUCCCCCAAUAAUUUGUAAUAUACAUUUUAUGACUGGAAACUUUUGUACAACACUCCAAUAAACAUUCUGGUUUUAA